Messenger RNA from Anneissia japonica, 1411 nucleotides. Its product is annotated as inosine-uridine preferring nucleoside hydrolase-like. The record is from RefSeq and is a predicted model, not a curated record. Gene Ontology annotation, molecular function: hydrolase activity, hydrolyzing N-glycosyl compounds. Lineage: Eukaryota; Metazoa; Echinodermata; Crinoidea; Comatulida; Comatulidae. Bases 350 to 1285 code for a protein of 311 amino acids. The transcript has 5 exons.
AUCCAGAGAAAAUCAGUCAUGCUUUACUACUGAAGAGAUUAAAUCAAUAAUCCAUUGAAACUACUUACAGUAACAUUGGUGGACGUUUUAUUCAGUUUUUUUCAAUUAGCCGAACCUCAUAAAAUUCCUAAACUGCUGUCGUUUAAUCCAUAGAAAAACAGCCAUGCUUUACUACUGAAGAGGUUAAAUUCAAUAACGCAUUGGAAACUGCUUUCAGUAGCCUUGGUGGACGUUUUAUUCAGUUCUUUUCAAUUAGCCCAACCUCAUAAAAUCCCUAAUCUGCUGUCGUUUGGAAGUAUCAAUUCAUUGUACUUUCAACUUUCUGGUUUGACGAACGAUUGACAGCAAAAUGACCGACCAAGUUCAUAUGAUAAUUGAUUGUGAUGUUGGAGUUGACGAUGCCCAAGCAAUUAUGCUGGCCCUAGCCAUGCCCAAUGUCGAGUUGGUGGCCAUUACCUGUGUAGCAGGAAACGUUGACGUAGAUAAAGUUUGCACCAAUACUCUCAAAGUACUUGAAGUAUGUGAUAGACUCGAUAUUCCAGUAUACAAAGGAGCGACGUCUGCUAUCCUUGGCAGCAUCGAAAGGGCAGAGUACUAUCAUGGUGAAGAUGGUCUGGGUGAGGUUGACGGCAUUCCAGAACCUGAUCUGACGAUGAUCAAAGAAGAGGUAGCAGCCAUUGCCCUGGUGAGGAUGGUGAAUGAAAUGCCGGGGCAAAUAAGCAUUGCUGCUAUUGGACCGUUGACGAACAUUGCAAUAGCUAUGAAACUGGACCCAAAUUUUACACGGAAACUCAAAGAACUUGUCAUAAUGGGAGGAGACUUGGAAGGUAGAGCUGCAGCUUUUCUCACUUCAGAAUUUAACUUCACUUGCGAUCCAGAGGCGGUCCACAUUGUACUUAGUGGGAGUCAAUGUCCCGUAGAUGUACUGCCUUACGAAGUUUGCCGAAAUUAUGGAUUUACAUAUGACUUCUUUAAUGGCUUAGUAACACGUGAUAAUAAAAAGGCUAAAUUUAUCAAGGACAUCUCUGCUAGCAGUCUGGAAAUGGAUGAGUUCGAAACAGGCCUACACACGCCAUGUGACCUGUACGCAAUCGCCUAUCUUGUUAAUAAAUCGUGCGUCACCAGAAGGGAUCAUGUGCACGUACAGGUUGAGCUGCAAGGUAGUUUAACACGUGGGAAAAUGGUCACCGACUGGAAUAAUAAAGUGUCGCAGAACCAUAGCAUAAAUGUUAUUAUGGAAAUGGACAUGGAUAAGUUAAAAAUCAUGUUUGCAGAGGCAAUGUAGUGUUCAGUAAUUGGUAAGAUUAGGGUUUAUCGUAUUUAUCUAUAAAUCAGAAUUUGAAUGACGAGUUAAUAACUCGCCACGCGUAAAAAUAGUAUUGAUACGAAUUUAAAUAACAAGAGAAACCAA